Messenger RNA from Schistocerca nitens (vagrant locust), 937 nucleotides. RefSeq lists its product as uncharacterized. The record is from RefSeq and is a predicted model, not a curated record. The transcript is spliced from 4 exons. Bases 13 to 621 code for a protein of 202 amino acids. Lineage: Eukaryota; Metazoa; Arthropoda; Insecta; Orthoptera; Acrididae.
ACACACACACACAUGUUGAGGGGGAGGGAGAGAGAAUGGGAGAGGAAAGAAAAUUUAAAUGAGAUUGGUUUUUGUUAUCAUAAUGGUCUUAGUUCACCUUUAUUCAUCCCUGAAAUUGUUAGAAGUAAAGACAAAUGGAUCCAAAGAUCAGUGAAAAGAAAAGGUGGAAGCUCAAAUAAAGGGAAAGAGAAUAUGGUUCCAUAUGAUGGGCAACCAAAAGGAAAUAAAUUCAUAGGGUCCAAUGAAGAGUUAGGACAUCAGGUUGAAAGUGAAUCACUUGCUUUAACUGCACCUCAUAAGCCAUUUGUUCCCAAGGUUCCAAGUGGCGUUCUUGCACCACUGUCCAAAAAACAAAAUACACUUUCUCCUGAAAGAAGUAAAAUAAUGCAAAGUCAUGAUCAUAGCAAUGAUGGUUCACUCAUGGACUUAGAAGACAACUUAGAAGAUGAGGGAGAAGAGAGUACUCUUUUAUUGGCUGGAAAUCACAAGCAAUUUGUUCCAAAAAUUCCAUCUAAUUUAAUGUUAAACCAUUCUAAGAAACAAAACACCAGCAACAUUUCUUUUCAUUAUGUCGUAGAAGAAAUUAUUUCAGAAGAGUAUGUACAGCAUUCAGACAAAUAAUGAAGUCUUGCAUUACUAAUUUUUCAUUUAGAAGAAAGUUGAAAAUGUUGCCUACAGUAUAAAGAGAAAGUGAUUUAGAAAUGCCAAUUUUUUUUUAUAAAUAACAGAUUCUUUGUUUAAAUAUUAUUUCUACCAUACAAAUUAACAACUUACUCAAAGUGUUUGAGCGGCACACAAUUACUCUUAAUUGCUUGGUGUUAGCUUACUCUGAUGCAGUCUUCAUCAGAGUGACAAGAUUGUAAGAUUUAAUUACGUGUGGUAGUGAGAGGAAGACCAAAAAAUAAAAGAGCGAUAUUUGAACAUAUAAUAUGUCAGC